Molecule: messenger RNA, 1412 nt
Organism: Dermacentor albipictus
Lineage: Eukaryota; Metazoa; Arthropoda; Arachnida; Ixodida; Ixodidae
Product: meiotic recombination protein DMC1/LIM15 homolog
Biological process (GO): DNA repair; mitotic recombination; DNA strand invasion
Cellular component (GO): condensed nuclear chromosome; nucleus
Molecular function (GO): ATP binding; single-stranded DNA binding; ATP-dependent DNA damage sensor activity
Source: RefSeq, a predicted model, not a curated record
UUUGUUUAUGUAUUAAAUUCACUGGAUUGUUUUGUGUUAACACAAAAAAAUUCAGCGAAGGAGGCUGCGUCUCGUAGCUUCAAGGCAAUAAACCUGAUAUUGUUGUUUUCGUCUGUAUGCACAUUGUAACUCGUUGGUUGCUCGCGCGCAGUCUUCACACGGAACUUCGAGCCUCAUAGUUGUUGUCGUUGUCGUUAUUCGUCAUAUUAACCUUGUUCAUUUAAGCAGAAGUGCUACAAUGUGUGAUCAGGUUGUUGAAGAAGCCUUAGGCCAAGUGUCUGACGAUGACGAAUUUUUCCAAGACAUCGACAUCUUGCAAAACCAUGGCAUCAAUGUCGCCGAUAUCAAGAAGCUCAAGACAGCCGGCAUCUGCACAAUCAAAGGCGUACAGAUGACUACUCGGAAGAAGCUGUGCGGAAUCAAAGGUAUCUCUGAAGCAAAAGUGGACAAAAUCAAAGAGAUAGUGGCCAAAGUAGCCGAAGGAGCAGGUUUCCUGACAGCGCUUGAAGUCAGCGAGAAACGGCGCUACGUGUUCAGAAUCUCGACAGGAAGUAAAGAGCUCGACAAGUUGAUGGGCGGCGGAGUCGAAAGCAUGGCGAUUACAGAAGUGUUUGGCGAGUUCCGCACUGGGAAAACUCAGCUCUCUCAUACACUCUGCGUCACCUGCCAGCUGCCAGGCGAGAAUGGCUACACCGGAGGGAAGGCAAUUUUCAUCGACACUGAGAAUACUUUUCGUCCCGACCGGCUGCGCAGCAUCGCCGAUCGGUUUGACCUCGACCAUUCAGCCAUGCUAGAGAACGUUCUUUACGCACGUGCCUUCACAAGUGAACACCAGAUGGAAAUGCUGGACCAAGUAGCGGCAAAGUUUCAUGAAGAGGCCGGUGUUUACAAGUUGCUCGUAAUCGACUCGAUCAUGGCUCUUUUUCGAGUUGAUUUCAGUGGUCGUGGCGAACUGGCCGACAGGCAACAAAAACUGGCGCAAAUGCUGUCCAAGCUUCAGAAGAUUUCGGAAGAAUACAAUGUGGCCAUAUUCAUCACCAAUCAGAUGACUGCUGAUCCAGGAGCAGCCAUGAGUUUUCAGGCCGAUCCCAAAAAACCAAUUGGAGGACAUAUCUUGGCACAUGCUUCGACAACCCGCAUAGCACUGCGCAAAGGCCGUGGUGAAGCACGUAUCGCAAAAAUUUAUGACAGCCCAGAUCAACCAGAGAAUGAGGCAACAUUUGCUAUUACGCCUGGUGGCAUUGCAGAUGUCUCGGAGUAGAACACUGCUCAAGUACUGUUUGUUGGCACACGUAGACGUCCAAUGCAGUUCGUCUGUUUUAUUAUUUGUUUUUAUUAUUUAUUCGUGGCAUUUACUGGGAAAAGUUUCCAUAAUUGUUUGUGACUAAAUAAAAUUUAUGCAUGUCUCACUA